Adineta ricciae is the source of this 811-nucleotide messenger RNA. The record is from the annotation of a GenBank genome assembly. NCBI's taxonomy places the organism in Eukaryota, Metazoa, Rotifera, Eurotatoria, Adinetida, Adinetidae.
AUGAAAAUCUGUCGUCGAUGUCGUUAUAUUUCUAAUAUAUAUCUCAAAUUUCUUCUGAUCAUAUUGAGUUUAUGUCUUAUAUUAAAUCUAGUCAGCAAAGGUGGAUUCAAUACAGAAAUUUUCCAUGUGGAAUCGGCAGUUAAUUCAGCAAUAAUAGUGCUCGAUAAGAAUUAUUCCAAUAAAACAUUUAUAUCCUGUCAAUAUCCCAAAUUAACCAUCGAUAAUCCUCAAAUCUUAAAAUAUCUGAAGCCUGUUAAAGAAUCUCGACCGGAAUGUGACGAUGAAGUCAAUUGGAUUUACACGAAAAAUAGUACAUUUUAUAUUCGCGACGAGGCGAUCAAAGUUCAUGGAGAACGAAUCUUUCCAUUUGAGAGCCAUCGAUCGUUGGUAUCGGACUUUUUUCAUGUGGAUUGUCAAGCUCAAGAUGGAUCGAAAUAUGAGAAUUAUCAUAUGGGGAUAAAAUACAAUUCAUCAUUGCUGAUAAAGAAUUUCGAAUCUCCGAUGAAAUCAACGAGCUUGGAUUAUAAUGUUCUCAUGUUUGGUUUUGAUUCGACAUCUCGAAUGACUUUUAUGAGAUUUUUACCGAAAACCUACUCGUUUCUGGUCAAUGAACUCGGUGCGAUCGUGAUGAAAGGAUAUAACAUCGUUGGCGACGGAACACCAGCUGCGCUCUUUCCUAUCCUCACAGGACAAACAGAACGGGAACUACCGGAAUCGAGAAGAGGAUAUCCCAACGCCACAACAGUCGAUGAUUUUCCUUGGAUUUGGAAUGAUUUUAAAAGUAAAUCGAUGAUAGAAGCUCAAAAUCAUU